Messenger RNA from Calidris pugnax (ruff), 9264 nucleotides. It is a transcript of the gene LRP3, whose product is annotated as LDL receptor related protein 3. Gene Ontology annotation, molecular function: protein binding. Gene Ontology annotation, cellular component: plasma membrane. The coding region runs from base 3369 to 5807 and encodes 812 amino acids. The transcript has 7 exons. NCBI's taxonomy places the organism in Eukaryota, Metazoa, Chordata, Aves, Charadriiformes, Scolopacidae. The record is from RefSeq and is a predicted model, not a curated record.
UUUUUCUUGCCUAGGAAAAUGUAGGAAGUUAAAGUUUCAGAGCUGCUCUGGUUACUUCAAAUGUAUCUAUUUUAAUUAACGGAAGUGCUGUGUAAAAAGCUAUCUAAACUACAAAACGGUUUGAACAUCCGUUCCAGCUAGUACAACUUUUUUUAUUUUUUACGGAGACUUGGGGGGCUGUGGGAGAUGUGCACAGUGGGAGGACAGCCUCUGCUGCGCUGUUUAUUUAAAGUUAGAGAAAGAAACAAGUUUCCGCCAUAUCUCUAAAUUUCUUGGUGUGGGUUUUUUUUUGUGUGGCCCGGUCAGACCUUUGUUAAAGCUUUUGUUACUUAACAGAAGCGGCACAGUUAUUAUUAAAAUGACUAGUAAGAUAAUAAAAGAUGAUGUAAACUCCAGAGUUUAAGUGAGAACACUUUUUGUGUGCAGCUGUGGACAGUGCUAGGUUGAAAGUUUAGUAGAUCUCUGCUUUGUGCGGCUCCCAGAAUUUCACUGUCUGGCUCUUCUUUUCAGCUGGAAUGCUUUAUUCCUAUUCCUUGCACCACUGACAGUAAUGGAAGCUGAGAAAUGUGUGAGGUGGGAAGCUUCAGUGUAGGGUGUUCUGCUUCAGUGAGCCCACCACAACUCAGUGCUGCUGCUUUAACUAGUCUUGUAUUUUACUUCCUGCUUGUCUGUCCUUUCCUUUCCUACUUAUUGUCUUGCUUCUUGCCAUUCUUUUCUUUCACUUUUUGUUCCCCCGUGGGCUGUGUGUGGUGUUUGGUGCCCGUGUUGUUGCACCACCACUGACCUGGUCUGUGAAGAGAUGCCCCAAAGGCUGGAACUGCUUUGGGGCAACUGCCCUUUCCCCAGGCCUUUUUGUGUCUCGCGCUUGAGAAGUUCUGGGGGACAUAGGAAGUUAUCACGUAGGAAGUAAUUAAAACGGCAAAGCCGGUGUCUCUCCUUCUGGCUGUGGGAAAAGCCUGGUAGCUGUCAUUUGGUUCGGAGGUGCCAAGAUGUAAAUUUCCCUUUUGAUCCAAAUAACCGCUUUCCCAGUUGAAAACCUCGCCCUGAGAAUUAUUUAGCAAUCCAAACGAGUGGCACAGUGAGUUUCCUACGUGGAGUUCAAGCCAACUGAACUGCUCCUGUUUUUUCUGGCUUUCCCAUAGCUCUGCCCAACAGUUAAGAAAAGGAGCAUCUAGAAAACUUUCUUAAUAUACCCCUCUUCUCUCACCUAUUUUUAUUUUGACAAGAUUUUGUUUUGACAAGAGGCAAGAAAACCAUCAGGGAAGGGCUGUUCUUUCUUUUGGGCCUGUGAGCUCCAGAAAGCGCUGGUCCACAGCGCUCUCGUGGUUUGGUUUGUCAGUCUCAAGUGAGACCCAGAGGGAGGAAAACCGAUACUGGGAACUGUGCUUAUCAGUCGCUGGGGAAAGUACCUGAUAUAAAACUUUGAUUUUAUUUUGAAGAACCCUUCUUGACUAAGUGUGAAAGGGUUUGAAAAUGAGAGCAAAGAGCUCGCAGCAGCAGGCAGUGGAUGCUCUGCAUUUGCAGAGGUAAAAGAGCGUUUUCGGGGGUUGUUCUCGUAGGCAUCUGCCAGCCCUGGGGUGCGGGGCUGCCCAUGGCUCUGUCCUGGUAGUGCCCAGGGCUGUCUGCUCAGCCGUCCUCAGGAGAGCUGCCUGGCUCUGAGUGGGCCCAUCCCACGCUGUCGCACUCCGUGUCUGUGCUGCUUAUUUCCAGCUGAAGGGUGCAGGGGCCCCUCAUCAGCCCUGCGAGGGACCCUCUGCCUGCCACCUCGUGCUCCGUACGGCCAUCGGGAAGCCUCGGGUAGGAAACAGAGAAGAAAGAUUGUAGAACGGUAGCGCAGAGCCAACGUGUCCGUACAGAGCAUCCUGACAGCCCUGUGAGCGGUGGUGGUAGCAGUCAUGCAGAGCACAUUCUUGUACUUUCUUUGGAGCAAAUCAAAACAUUUUAAUUUUGGUGGAAUUAAAUUCAUGAAUUAAUCACUGGUUAAUUUCUUCUCAGUCUUUGUGACUUCAUUGCUAUGGUUACAGGAGUAGCAGUACUCAGGGAGGGCCGUGUCGCUGUUGGGGCCGUGGUGCGGCUCUGUCACAGGCCGAGGGGCUGCCCAAGCCGGGACGGUCACAUCGCUCCGGGGGACGUCACCGACCCCUUGGGGCGAGCUCGCGUGGGGAAACAGGAAAUAAUUACACAGCACGUUGUUAUUACAAUAUAACAAAUGUUACUGAGCAUUAAUUAUGUAAUAAAAUCAGUGCUGUUAAGGUCCUUUGAACAUAGUGCUAAUGCUUAUUAACACAAGUCUGCUGCUCAGGCCCGUUUCCUCCCAGUCCCUACGCUGCCCCUCAGUGACCCCCGUCCCCAGCGCGUCGCUGGGGGCUUGUUGGGGCUGCACAGGAGGACCCCGACAUGGUGGUCCCUCCUAGGGAUCUGUGACCUGGGGCCCGGAGCAUCCCGUCCAAUUCCCCAGAGUCAUGGUCUCCCUUUAGCUGUGGCUUCAGGAGGAGAAGGUCCCAAUGGUGGCUGCCCGGGCACAGGUCGGGGAAGGCCUGCUGCAGUUUGGUGGCAGUUCAGGUCUGCCGCCGACUGAAAACAGUGACUGGCUCCCACGGAAAGGUGAGGGACCAAUUUUAGCCGUUCUGUUCCUACCCCUUUAGUGGUGGGUGCUUUUUUCCUCUUGUGCCGGUUUGGGUUGUGCCCAAAGGUGGUCGGGGCAGUGGUGGUGGUUUGGUGGGGUGUUUGGACGCUCUCGCGGUCAACAGGGCCCAGGCUGGUACAGUCUGCUCUGAGACAUAAAUAGUGUUAAUUGCCAGCAGCUUCCCAAGUGACUGUUGGGAACAAUGAUGGUUUCUCUUCCUCUCUUCUCCUAUUGUUCUUUUUUUAAUGAUGUUUUUUAUUAAAUGCUUGCCAACAGAUUGACUAUAAAAAGAUUUAGGACUUAACACAUGCAAAUAAAGUGAGUGCUGGGGCUGGGAUGUUGUAAAUUAAGUUUUGGUAACCUUUUAAACCUUUCUAAUUCUUUUUAGCAUUUGUCAUUUUAUUAAUAGGCUGUCUUUGCACAUUAUAGAACGCUGCUAAAUUGAGAGCAGUUAGUGCAAAGUGCUGCAGUCGUUAGGGAGGUGCCUUACAGGGAAUAUGGGGAAACUAGUGUGGAACUGGACGUGAACGCUGACCUCGGGAGCAGCAGUGACACAGGAGAAACUGUUUUGGCAGUAACUACUCAUACCAGACCCUUCUAACAGCACCUACUGUGAGAGACUUCUCUGUAGAAAGUGAAGGGUGUUUGGAAACUACUUUGUCAGUCAGAGGCAUGUUGUGAGCACCGCCUCGUCCUGUUGGGAUUUUACCUGUGGGCCUCUCUGGAAACUCCGCUGCCUUUGAUGGGUCCAGUGAAUCUCUUCCUGACCGGGAAAAUAGAGAGUGCUGUUACCUCACUAGCCGCUUGCAGUGGAGAACUGGAGCAGCACACGGAGAGACGGGGAGUCAUCUACAGUCCCUCUUGGCCGCUGAACUACCCCCCGGCUGUGAACUGCAGCUGGUACAUUCAAGGAGACCGUGGAGACAUGAUAACAAUCAGUUUUAAGAACUUCGAUUUGGAAGACUCUCAGAAGUGUGCAGUAGACUGGUUGAUGAUUGGCCCCUCUUCCAAGAGGGAGGAGUACAAAGUGUGUGGAUCUUCCAUACCUCCGUCUUUCAUCUCUGCAAGGGACCACGUUUGGAUAUUUUUUCACUCAGAUGCAUCAAGCUCAGGACAGGCUCAGGGAUUUCGCCUUUCUUAUAUUAGAGGAAAGAUAGGUCAGGCUGUGUGCCAGUCAGAUGAAUUCCGUUGUGCAAAUGGAAAGUGUAUUCCCAGUACUUGGAAGUGUAAUUCCAUGGAUGAGUGUGGUGAUAACUCGGACGAGAGAAACUGCACUGUCCCUCCCACAGAGCCCCCGUCCAGCAUCUGUCCCUCAGGAAUGUUCCAGUGCAGCGCAGCCCACUCCACCAAGUGCUUGAUGAAUGAGCUGAGGUGUAAUUCAGUGAAGGACUGCAGCGACGGUUCGGAUGAAGAUAAUUGUCCUGAUCUUUCCUGUGGCAAAAGGCUGGGUAAUUUUUAUGGAUCUUUUGCUUCCCCAGACUUAUUCCGUGCUGAUCACAGCAGGUCAGACCUCCGUUGCACGUGGUACGUGGACACACAAGAUAAUCGACAUGUUCUGUUGCAGCUGGAUUUGCAGUUAGGCUACAACGACUACGUGAAGGUGUAUGAUGGCAUCGGAGAGAGAGGUGAUAAACUAAUGCAAACAUUUUCAUACCACAACAACAGGCAUUCGGUGAGCGUGGAGUCGUCAAAAGGCCAGCUCACUGUCUCGUACCACGCUCGCUCCAAGAGCACUGGCCAUGGGUUCAAUGCCACCUACCAGGUGAAAGGCUAUUGCCUGCCUUGGGAGCACCCCUGUGGAAGUGAUGAGGAGUGUUUCACGGAUAAGCAGCACUGUGAUGGCUGGUGGCACUGCCCAAAUGGCAAGGACGAGGAGAACUGUCCCGCCUGCCAGAAGAACGAAUACCCAUGUGAAGGAAACAGUGGGCUUUGUUACUCAAUACUUGACCGCUGUAAUAACCAAAAGAACUGCCCAGAUGGCUCAGAUGAAAAAAACUGCUUUACUUGCCAGCCAGGAAACUUCCAUUGUGGUACAAAUCUGUGCAUCUUUGAGACGUGGCGCUGCGAUGGCCAAGAAGACUGCCAGGAUGGAAGUGAUGAGCAUAACUGUCUGGUGAUCGUUCCCAGGAAGGUCAUCACCGCUGCCCUCAUUGGGAGCCUGGUGUGUGGCCUGCUGUUGGUAAUAGCACUGGGCUGUGCGUUUAAAUUGUAUUCUCUGAGGACCAGGGAAUACAGAGCGUUUGAGACCCAGAUGACACGGCUGGAGGCAGAGUUUGUGCGCCGGGAAGCACCACCCUCCUACGGGCAGCUGAUUGCACAAGGACUCAUCCCCCCCGUUGAGGACUUCCCUGUCUACAACGCCUCACAAGCCUCUGUGCUGCAGAACAUCCGAACAGCCAUGAGGAGGCAGAUGAGACGACACUCGUCACGACGGAGCUCAUCUCGGCGGCGCUUGGGCAGGCUCUGGAACAGACUCUUCCACAGACCUCGGGUGAGGGGACAGAUCCCGCUCCUGACACCUGCCCGCACUUCACAGACCACCCUGGGCGAUGGAAUCAUCAACCGUGCCGAUGGGCCUGCUCGGAGUCCUCCACCUUCUCCUGAAGGACCUAGUUUAGAGGCAAAUGCCCAUGGCCUAGCCAGGGCCCUACAAGAAGCUGGGUGCCACAGCUCGCAGCCAGAGACUGAAAUCACAGAGCCAUCGCCUUCAAAUGUCUUACCCCAUACUUGCACAGCAGCACAUGCAGAGCCUGAGGCUGGACGCGCUGACAAGCCUUCGGGUGCUGAGACCUCUGGCAGUGAGCUUACCCAGCCCAGUAAAGUGGAUUCAGGAAAGACUUUCAGAGAUCCUUUGUCUGAAAGUGUGACAGAAACAAUCCAUGGAGGGUCAGCGCCCAGGAGGACUGUCCCUGAGGACAGUAGUUUAAGUAGAAGUCAUCCGCUGAGUGAAGAGCCAUGUAGGUUACCCUUAAAAAAGUGGGAGUCUGCUUAUUCAGAUGGCCCAAUGAAUGUUCAUAUCCCAGUGGAUGGACAGAACCGAUGUUGCCCUAACUCCUACCGGGAGGAGCCUCUGGGCAUUCAUGCAGCUUGUUGCCAUUCUGUGGAAGUGCCAAUGGUAGAGUCCUCUACUCCCCUCUCUGAAAUCAAUACUAGUGAUGAUGAAUCUUUACUUGUUUGCUAAUAAAAAUUUUUGGUUUGGCCCUGUAAGUUUUGUAACGUCAUUGCUGACAUGCCAGUGCACUUUGGAGACGGGUGGUGUGUCUAUGCCCUCGGCUCCGUCUCAGAACCAGCAAGUGCUGAUCCCCAGGGAGGCAGAACCAGACUCACUGGGACAAGGCUUUGCCUUCGUUGCUAUUCCUGAAGCUCCAGUGGGGCAGAAGUAGGUCAGUGGGGGACGUUGGGGGCCGGGAGAGCACGAGUGUGUCGCUGCGGCUUGGAGGUAUCUCCAUCCUCUGGUGUUCCUUCUGUGCGUUUAUUCACGCUGCAUUCAGGGAAUUACCCUUCCUUUGCUUUUCAAGUGGUCUUACUGAAACUAGAGAGAGCUCUGUUGGAACCUGGAGCAGGCACCACUCCUAACUAUGACUACUAAACUAGAAAUAACAUUGUUGUCUUUUUAGACAUCAUGAUUUAAUUAAAAUGUAAUAUUUUUAAUUACAAAUACUUAAAAGGAAAUAAAAUCUUUUGUAGCAUCCUCUUUAUAGAAAUUGCUCACUUCCUUUGCUCCCUUUAGAAACGGCCAUGCAUACUUUGCAGUGUCCACUAAAACCAAAGUUUCUGUGCAGAAUGCUCAGAAUGAGAGGAGGUCUCUGAGCUGCCACAGCUUUGUGACAGGAGGUGAGCGGAGCACAUCCAGCCCCCGCUGCUGCAGUAUUUCCUUUUUCUGUUGUCAUAUGUUACAUUCCUUUCAUAGUGAGGUUCUGAAGGUUGAAGAAUUCUUUGCCUUCUCCCCACCUUCUUUUUCCCCUUGUCCCUUCUGUUUCCAGGGACUUUUAUGACUGUGCCACUUUGGGUGUGCCCUGAAGGAUGCUGAGGCUUCACAGCUCCUGUUGCUGCAGGAGGAAGUGCUGAGCACUUGGUAAUGGUCAGGCUCAGACUUCUAUUUUAUUUUGAAAUAAAAUCUGCUUCACAAGCUUGCUUGUAAAUCUGCUACCUAGGUGCAGAUGUAUAUAUCAGGUUUUUUUUUUAUUUUUAGAGGAUGCUAUUUUGUUUUAUUUUUCUUUCAAAAACUGAAAUAGGUCAUUUUCAAAGCCAACGCUGUGUGCAUUGCACAACACUUAAAUGUAAACUGGUGCCUUUUUGUGUAAUUAAAAGGAAGUUAUUUAGCUGGAAGAAGGGUGACAUUGCUUAGCAGGAGUGACACUGCCCUGUGAUACCUUGGCCCUGUCGCGGUGUUGGCCGGGCUCCCCCGUGCCCUAAGGAGCUCAGCUUCAGCUCCCACAGGACGCAGGGACAAACUGAAAUGCUUUAUAUAGAGAUUAACAAGGAGAUUGGUGAUGCUGCUCUGUAAAUGGCCGAGUGCUCUGAAACCUUUUUAUUGCUGUAGGAAUUCAAGUUGCCCAAAGUUAUGAACUGACCUGGUCACGCUGAGAUGGAGAUGGGCUCUGCUGCCCACCGGACCCCCCGGCUGUCCUCUUGCAGUGAGUGGCUGAGUUUACAUCAGAGUCUCAAAGAUGGUUUUCCUGUAAGUGGGCUAUAUUUUGCCCUAGAUCUUUUAUUAGGACUCCCUUUGGGAGUGCCUGAAAAAGAACAAGGAAUAGGACUUUCACUUCACCAAAAUGUAACGUGGAGGAAUUAAAUUGAUUUUUUUCCUUUUUUUUUUUAAUCCUCUUCAGUUGUAAAUUGGUUUCAUUCUGUGCACUCCAGAGACAGAAGAUUCAAACUCCUUUAGGGCAUUAAUAGCAGGAAGGGCCUGUGGCAAAAUGCGUAACAAGAAAGAGUUGUAGUUACAUAAAAUAAAUAUUGCUCAGUCAUUUUUUCCAAGUGCUUCUGGGAUCAGAAUUCAUUUAAUCAAAGGAAAUGUAGUUUUGACGGAUCUUGCUUUCAUGGCAUUUGAAAACAUUUUAGGUACAUUCCACCUUUAGAAGGCCACAUACUGUAGUCAUUGCACUGCCAGGGUUGUUCGUAUCAAAGGCUACAGGCUUUGAUGUCUUUUUGGUCUGGUUUUUUUUUGUUUAGGUUUUUUUUUUUGUCUAAAGGUAAUUUUAAGUACAUUGAAUUGUAUAUGUAAUGUAGUUAAUUAUAAUUGGGAGAAAGAUUAUAUUUCAAGGUUAGUAUUGUGCAGAUGUGAAGGACCUUAGAAAUAAGUAUGUAUUUAAUUGUUACAGAAAUGUAUUUCUGUAAUAAAAUAAUGUUGGUCAUACUAUGCCUUAAACUAUCAAAGCUCUUUAAGUUGAAAUAUGUAUUCAGAAUCCUGCUAUGCUUUAGGAACAACCCUGAACAGCUAACACUGUAUUUUAUUUUAAGAUGUGUAACUUCACAUUUCUUACAUAUAUCGUACUUAUUUUGUGCACUGAUCCAUUUGGUAACUUAGUGGAAAUUUCAUUGAGAAGGCUUUAUUUUUGGAAACUUAAAAAAACCAACAGGUUAAUGAAAAUUUGAUGCUUGAAGUAUACAGAAAUGUUCCCAGCCCUCACUACUGGAAUUUGUAGCCUUGCAUCAAUGAGAGACACAAGCCUGGGGCUCCUUGUAAGCACCUCUUAAUCUGCCAGACAGUAUUCUCCCCCAGCUCAUUCCUUGGAGGAGAGAGUCACAAAUCUAUGGUUAAUUUUGGGGAAGAAACCCCAGAGCAUUGCAGGGUCUGGUGCUUUGGCCCUUCCUCUCCCCAGCGUCGGGUGCCGCAUCAGCCAUCUCGAGGACACCCACCUCCUCUUUGGGUAUGCUGCUGCCCUGUAGGCACAACUUCCUCAAACUAAAGAAAAAAAAAAAGAAAAAAUGUGGGAAACUGGGACUGUGCCAGACGUGAAAACAAAGAUCUCAUUAUUACGUUUCUUUGCUCAGUGGAAAAUAUCACACUUCAGUCACUAAAUAGCCUAAAGUUAAUCAGCUAAUAACCUUGGUAAAAUUUUUGUUAUUUUAAUAAUGCUUUUCUGCACUCUUUUAAGAUUUUUGUAGACAGAAGGAAACACAGUAUUUAAGGUGGCUUUUAUUGUUUGUUUUUUUGGGUUGUUUUAAAAAUACAAAACUCCCCAGUCCAAGCAGAGAACCCUCCCUAAAACUCUCUCUGCCUAGAGAAGAAUAGCGACAGUGGUUUGAGGAGAACGGGAACACAGAGGCAGCACUAAGGGAUCAGUGACCCCCCCACUGUUUUCUCUUACUGCUGUUAACACAUGGGGAAUAUUGCUGUUUGAAACUCUGGCACCUUCCAGCUUGUGUAUGACUGUAACAUCCUGCAAAUGUACUUGUUUUCUUUUUCUGUUCUCUGCUUUUUAAAAAAUUUUAUUUCCAUGUUGUAUCUAUUCAUUUAGAGGUAACAUUUUACCACGACGUUUGUACCGGUGUGUGGUUCAGGUGUGCCAUCAUGGUUGCUGGUGUCUCCUGGUUCCUGGACAAUGAUACUAAGCAAAUAAGAUGCUGGGCAUCAUCGUACUUUGCUCUCGCUUUGGAUCUACUAAUUUUUAAUAAAAUUUCACGUGCCCAGA